UCCCAAAAUUUUAUGAACUUAAAGUUGUGAAGGCCUUUAAAAAGCCUGUUUCGUCAUUUGAAGAUAAAGGCCCCUAAGUGCGAAGUGUCGGAGCUUGGAAGAGCCAGCGGGUGCAGAGUGCUUCCUCACUUUGUUUUGGACUUUUUGUCGUGACGUCUCGUGAAAAGCAAGUGACGGUGACGACGAGAUUGGUACUACUGGACACGCGCCAGUCUUUGCUCCCGAUUCCUAACUGUCAAAACUCAAAAGUGGUUUGGUUCCCCUUCUUCGCCAAUCUCGAUUCCCGCUGCCGUCUACGGCUAUUCACUUGUCCCUGCGGUUUCCGAUCCUCAAUUUCGAGCUGCCAAUUUUCGCUUGAUCUCAUCGUUUUUCGCUAUUUUCCCUGGUGAUUUACAAGAAUUGAACGGUAACAGCAUGAAUUUCCUGAUUGGAGCUUUCAAGCCGGCUUGUAAUUUCUCGAUCACGUUUUCCGAUGGAAAAUCUCGCAAGCAGGUCCCAAUGAAAAAGGAAAAUGGCCAAACAGUUAUGGUUCCGCUUUUCCAAAGUCAAGAAAAUAUCGCUGGGAAGAUUUCCAUUGAACCACUUCAAGGGAAGAAAAUUGAACAUAAUGGUGUGAAAGUUGAGCUCCUUGGUCAAAUAGAGAUGUAUUUCGACAGAGGCAACUUUUAUGACUUUACCUCUCUUGUACGUGAAUUGGAUGUUCCUGGGGAUAUAUAUGAAAGAAAAACGUAUCCAUUUGAAUUUUCUACAGUUGAAAUGCCAUAUGAAACUUAUAAUGGUGUGAAUGUGCGGCUCAGGUACAUUCUGAAAGUGACAGUUAGUCGUAAUUAUGGUGGAAGCAUAGUGGAAUACCAGGACUUUGUGGUUCGCAAUUAUUCUCCACCUCCAUCAAUCAACAAUAGCAUCAAGAUGGAAGUUGGAAUUGAAGAUUGCCUACACAUUGAGUUUGAGUACAAUAAAAGCAAGUAUCAUCUGAAAGAUGUUAUUAUUGGCAAGAUUUAUUUUCUUCUUGUGAGGAUCAAGAUUAAGAAUAUGGAUCUUGAGAUCAGGCGUCGAGAAUCAACAGGAUCAGGAGCAAAUACCCAUGUUGAGACAGAGACGCUAGCUAAAUUUGAGUUGAUGGAUGGUGCUCCAGUCAGAGGUGAAUCAAUUCCAAUCAGGUUGUUUCUUAGUCCUUAUGAACUGACACCAACACAUCGCAACAUUAACAACAAAUUCAGUGUGAAGUACUACUUGAAUCUUGUUCUGGUCGAUGAAGAGGAUCGUCGGUAUUUCAAACAGCAGGAAAUUACAAUAUACAGGCUGCAGGAUUCCUGAUUAAGCAUCACGUACACGUAAACUUGACAUUCCAUCUGGUGAAGAAGAAGAAUUGAUUAACUGCCUUGUGGAAACCUUGUAAAGCCUUGAAGCUUAGGGUUAAAACUACCGGAACACAGGGCUGUUUCUUUGGAAGUGCUAGGCUUUGUAUACUUUGUUUGAUUGCAGCUUUGACUCAGAACUUGUGCAAUGAUGUACACGAGUCAUGUGCGGUUGAGGAGAGUAUAGUUGCCUUUUGAUGCGUCAUCACUAGGGCUGCUACCGCCUUUAGACAUUAUAGUCUACAAAUUGCCACUCUCUGUUCUCUGUGGAAUUACAUGGCAAUGACACGAAUCAUUAUCAGUUUUCAUUCCCUUGGAAUGUGGAUGGCGUUUGUCAUCUACGAUUCAAUAAUUUACUAGGCGUUUGUCUUUGGACCCUUUUUUGCCCAAAAAAAAAAAAAA
This is a messenger RNA of Durio zibethinus, 1760 nucleotides long. RefSeq names its product vacuolar protein sorting-associated protein 26A. Gene Ontology annotation, biological process: intracellular protein transport. Lineage: Eukaryota; Viridiplantae; Streptophyta; Magnoliopsida; Malvales; Malvaceae. The record is from RefSeq and is a predicted model, not a curated record.